This is a messenger RNA of Humulus lupulus (European hop), 2155 nucleotides long. Its product is annotated as protein ROOT PRIMORDIUM DEFECTIVE 1. Bases 109 to 1347 code for a protein of 412 amino acids. Lineage: Eukaryota; Viridiplantae; Streptophyta; Magnoliopsida; Rosales; Cannabaceae. The record is from RefSeq and is a predicted model, not a curated record. Gene Ontology annotation, molecular function: RNA binding. The transcript has 2 exons.
AGAAGAGAAGGAACUGGGCGAGUGUAUUUAUUUUAUUUUAAAAUUGCUGAUAAAUUCUGUUUUUAAAUUUAAAGCAUUUGUAUUUUGUAGGACUGUGUAAUAUAAUAUAUGAAUAUGACAAGGAUGAAAUUGGGAAUGAUUUCCAUGGGCAUGGGGAGCCGGAUAGUGGGAUUCAUGAGGAAUCAUUCAUACCAGUUGUUCCCUCCCUCCAUUACUGUCCGAUUGAAAACAACCUCGUCUCACUACGUGUCUUCCAGAGCUAGAGAUCCCACUUUCGAGAAAUUCAUGGACAACUACAAGAACUUGCUCAAAGUCGUAUCCAUCCAAGACCUCAUCCUUGCCAAUCCUCAAAACCCCGUUGUUUCUCUUGAAUUCCUCUGCAAGCUCUCCCAGAAGCUCCACCUCAACCGCGGCUCCGCCUCCUUCCUCCGCAAAUACCCUCACAUUUUCCGCAUCUUCUACGACCCAACCAAGUCCCAACCCUUGUGCGCAUUAACUAACGCCGCUCUUCGCAUUGCCCACCAAGAAUCCCAAGCCAUUGCCGUCUCCCUUCCCCUCGUCGUCAAUCGCCUCCUCCGCCUUCUCUCCAUGUCCACCUCCAAAACGGUGCCGCUUCGAGCCAUUUUCAAGGUCUGGAGGGAACUUGGGUUGCCUGAUGAUUUCGAGGACUCGGUACUAUCCCAAAACCCUCAUUUGUUCAAGCUAUUAGAUGGAUCUGAACCCGGUACUCAUACUCUUAGGAUGGUUGAUGAUGUUAGAAAUCAAACUUAUUCUUUUACUUCGGCUGUAGAGAACUGGAGAGUUGAGGAGUGUUGCAAAGAGAAUUGUGGUGUUGAGAGGACUGAGAUUCAGUUCAGUUUUAGGCACGGAUACCCUCCUGGGAUGAGGCUGUCAAAGAAUUUUAAGGCUAAGGUUAAGUUGUGGCAGAGUUUACCGUAUGUAGGGCCAUACGAGGCAAUGCUUCCGGGGACAAUGAGGUCAAAGGCUGCUGCCAUGGCUUUGGAGAAAAGGGCAGUUGCUAUAGUUCAUGAAUUUUUGAGUUUGACCGUUGAGAAGAUGGUGGAAGUGGAGAAGAUAAGUCAUUUCAGGAAAUGGUUUGGAAUUGAUCUGAAUAUAAGGGACUUGUUCUUGGACCACCCUGGGAUUUUCUAUUUGUCAACCAAGGGGAAGAGACACACUGUUUUUCUGAGAGAGGCUUAUGACAGGGGAUGUUUGAUUCACCCCAAUCCUGUUUAUCAUGCUAGGAGAAAGCUUCUUGAUCUUGUACUUUUGGGUCGCCGAGGUUUGGUUCUUGAGGAAUCCAGUUUGAGGGAUGUCGAGGAGACUGAGCUUCUGGGUGAAAGCUAGGACACAAACUGAUUGACUUUAGGAGUUACAGCCGUUACAAAGGCUGCAAAUUGUUUUUUGCCCCUUCACAAUCCUAGUUUCACAAUUUCUCUGCUCAAUCAGGGUUGUAUUCGCCAUUUUAUGAGGAAUGUUAAUCUCCAUUUUGUGAGGACAGAACAAAUGGCGGCAAAUUGGUUUAAGCUGAUCACACUGAGCAAUCUCAUUAAAGAUUCUGCAAUAUCCUUUGUUCUAUUCACUUGUGUUGACUUUGCUGCGAGGACCUUGGAAUACAUAAUUUUUUUAUUUUCCGGUGGCAGUAGAGUUGGUCUUGAUAUUGGUGGCCAGGAACUUUCUUUCUUUAGCUGACCAGUGUGGUAAUAGUUUUGGCAUCAUGAAUACAUCUCGGGGUCGAUUCUAGAUCAUGUUUUUUCCAUUAUAUAAGCUGCUUGGAACCAUCUAUAUUUUCACUUCUUAUGCAUCUAAUUAUAUAUGAUCUACAAAAUUGGAUGACAUAGUUGAAUUUCAAAAGCUCAGGGUUCUUUAUCUUUUGUUACACUAAUACAAAGAAGUAUACAAGAGUCAUUUUGUGGAUAUUUCAAUUUAUUCACAUUUCUACAGAACCCUUCAGCUGUCCAAGUACAUAUAAGCUUGAUUGAUUCUUUUGCAGUGCAACGUUGGCAGCUGCAUAAAUAGUAGGUUUGAUGCACUGUUUUGUUUGUAAUCUUAGUUUUGGAUUCAAUACUAAUUUUAUGUGUAUGUUUCAAGAAGUCAUUUCAAUCAAAAUAUUCCCAGCCUAUUUUAAUGCAGACAGAUAAAUUGUUACUACUAA